AUGAAAAUGACGUGGAUUAUAUUCAUAGUGUUUCCUCUUAUUCAUUAAUAACAUGUAUGAUGUAAUCUCAAUUCUAAGAUAGAUGGCAAAGAGGCUUGCUAUGAAAUUGAUACUAAUUACAACAAAUAGAGCAAAUUCCCCUUAAUUUACAACUUAGGAUGGAGUGAAGAGUUGAUCCUUAACAUACCUAAAGGAUACAGACCGGAACCAUACGUAGUUUUGAAUUAAGAUUAUAUUGAUCAGCAUUUGAAAACUUUUCAUAAUGGAGCUUCAUUUAUAAUUGUCACCGCAAUUUUAGAUAAAUAUGGAAGAGAUCACAUUGGAACAGCAAAUGGAUUAUUUGUUGUACCAUCAUCCUAAAUGGACAAUUUAUUAUAAGCAGCCAGCGGUAGCCUUUCAAUAGUUGAGAAGAAUCUCGGUAUUCCUCAAGGAAGAUGGUUAUUCAAACGUCUUAGUAGGAUUGAUAUUCCAUAUCCAUAAAAAUUUAAUUUGAGAAUGCCAAGUGGGAAUGAAGCUGGAGUAAAUGAACUAUGGAAGCCAGGGGGAUUACUACCAAACGGAAUGAAAGAAGCCAUCAUAGAUAUGGUACCAAGAAAUGAAUACUUAGAAGUACAGUUGAAUCUUUCUUGA
This is a messenger RNA of Paramecium octaurelia, 630 nucleotides long. Lineage: Eukaryota; Ciliophora; Oligohymenophorea; Peniculida; Parameciidae. The record is from the annotation of a GenBank genome assembly.